Molecule: messenger RNA, 2609 nt
Organism: Neodiprion fabricii
Lineage: Eukaryota; Metazoa; Arthropoda; Insecta; Hymenoptera; Diprionidae
Exons: 4
Coding region: 371-1705 (444 amino acids)
Molecular function (GO): acyltransferase activity, transferring groups other than amino-acyl groups
Source: RefSeq, a predicted model, not a curated record
GGGGCGGCGCGGGCGCAUGGCUCCGUUGUAACAAUCCCUGAACGCGACUGUCGGGACGUGGUUUUAGUCGCAAAAGCCGUCGUCGAGCUUGCAGUAUCCGUCUCACUCCUCGCCCGGUGUUCGGCCGUUUUCGGCUUGGGGGUAAAUUAGUUUUUCUGCGGGGAAACCGAGGAAGGGAAAAGCACGAGACGUCUAGUAAGAGAGCCGUGUUCGUCGCGGUGGCCACGGCCGAUAUUUUCUCAGCAACGGGAAAUCCCAUUCCAGGACAAUUUCCCUGUUGCCUGCGGUAUACCGUACGCGUAUAUUACACACUAACGCAAAAUUUAUAUCGCUUACGCAUCGCAGCUAUUAAUCACAGUAUAGUGGAAGUAUGGAGCGUCCUGAGGAGGCGGUUCAGGAACGCGGUCGAAACUUCCGAUUACUUCAUCCCGAAGAACUGCCUCAACUUCUGGACUUCCUCACCGGAUACCUUCCCGAAUCUCUGAAGUUUCAUCAAACUCUUUUAACGUACCUGGAGGAACGAGUCUGGGAAUUUCAUUUUUACGUGGCAGACGGUUGGCCAAAGCAGUCCCCAAUCUGCCUCCACUUCCCAGGAAUGACAUUGUCCCCCCACGGUACUCUCUACGAAAGCGUGGGAGUCUUCUGUCCCGGCGACAGACUCGAGUUGCUGAAGCUCCUGCGAACGGAAGACGUGUUGUUGGACUGGUCGCGUCCCUUGUACAUAAACUUCACGCAUUGCGACAUAGUCGACGAGUUGGUGCGGCUUUACGAGGGUACGGGAACGGUGAACCGAGUCCUGGGUGAUAUCUGGGCGUGCGAGGAGCCCGAGAAGACCGUGGAGAUCGAGGAGGAAGCCGAGGAGAGCCAGACGGACGUCAGGGUCCAGCCGCUGAGGCCGGAACACGCCGAAGGAAUCCACGAGCUUUACACGGCGAACGACAUGGAGUGCCACGAGCUUUUUUUACGACUUAUAAAGACCCUCCCAGCGGCGGGAGUGUUCGCGGGUGAUCGACUCGCCGCUUGGAUGGUCCAGUCCUACUACGGAGCGAUGUUCUCGAUGCAAACGCGGCCCGAGUUCCGGCGGAAGGGUUACGGCACGAAGCUCGCGAGGUACCUGAUCAAGGCGGUGGCCGACCGGGGCUACAACUCCUUCGUAUUCAUAAGGCCGGAGAACGAGGCGAGCCGGAGUCUUUACACAAAGCUGGGCUUCCGAAAGCUCUACCAAACGGCCAGGGCGAUCUUCACGCCCGAGGGAUGGGAGGAACCGGAAAGCGAGGGAAACCUCUUCCUCAGAGAGAACCUGGAGAACGCUGUCAGGCAGCUGAAGCACAGGGUGGUAAUGGACGCGAUCUGCGACGAGAAGGAGGAGGAAGCGGAGGAGGAGGAUGCGGAGGAGGAGGAGGAGGAGGAGGAUCAGGAUCGCGUCGCGAUACCGACCCCGGUUCUCGGCUCGCCCGUCGAUUCUUCCGCACCACCGACAUCGAACAAAUACGCCUCCGAGGAGGACGUAGACCCCGGCACAGCGAACGACGAACCCGUCUUGCUCGUCAACGGCAACCGUCGCGUUCCUCGGACCGAAGACAAGGAAUCACGAUGCGUCACCGACCUCGAUAGGGAAGACGAAAAGGAAACCGUAUGCGCGCCCUCGGUCGAGGACAGCAACGAAGGUGACGGCGGAACGGAAUUCAGCGCCGGUAGAAACUAAUUGUUUGUCGUAUAAUUUCACAUUAUUUUACGGUUAUUAUGUUACGUUAUUAUAUUAUAUACAUCCCUAUAAAGCUCGUUAUUCGACGCACGCGAUUUUACUUACAGUUAGGAUUACGUGUAUAUCGAACUAAUUAAUUAAACGGAUGUACGGAAAAUUUGGGAAGAACAAAAAUUACGAGGGAAGGCAUAAGAUAUAUAUAUAUAUGUAUAUAUAUAUACAUAUAUAUAUGUAUAUGUAUGUAUGUAUAUAUAUCUACAACAUAACCGUGAGUAAAAUAUAAUAUAUAGACGAGAAACACUUGUUAUAAAAUACGUAACCCGCGGCUUGCGCUUGGCACAUUUGACAGCGGUAGCAUUCGGAGAAUAAAACAUUCCACCCUCGCCCUUGAAUUACGUAGUACUUGGUAUAAUUUAAGUUUAAGAAGUCAGAAAACGAAAUUAAAACUAAAACGUAAGAAGGAGAAAUAAAAAAGAAAUUACGAAUACGUACCAUAAGUACAUACGUAAAAUAUUGUAUAACAUCUUCGUAAGAUAUCGGCUAACUUGUAGGGAUGCAGUUAAUUCUGAUUUCGUGCGAAUAACUCGAGUUAAUAAGUAUGUUUAACUGUACGUAUAUAACACAUGUAUAGAUAUUGUAUAAAUGUAAUAUUUACGGGAAAUUUGAAAGGUCUUCGUUACUCUUCAAACUCUUCAUAUCAUAUAAAUAUAGUACUAGGAAUUGAAGCGUUGAAAUGAUUGGUUAAAUUCGAAGAUGCGAAGCUUCAACGAGGGGAUUUUAAGCGAUGACUUAACUCUCAAGACAAAAUCAACGUGAAAAAAUGUGUGGAAAACUUUUUUCUCUUCUUACUGUCGGACGUUUUCGGAAAGAUUUUCUAAAGUCGCUGUAACGUGAUGGUGUUAAA